CGAGGACUCCAGCCUGUCGGUUCUCUGCUCCACCCUUCCCUCGAUCCUACAUACUAAAUUGGGAGCCUCUGACGCUCCUACCGGGCUGGACAGGUCACAGGUCAAUAGGAACACCCGCGGUUAUUGCAUGUUCGACGACAUCUGUCAAAUACUUAACCAACACACCAGCUAUCAUGGCGGACGAAGUCGAGCGGCUCGCGAUUGCGCCGUUUAGAGAUAUUGUAGAAAAAGGAAAUGUAGCAAUUGAAAAUGCGGCAAAUGCAGACGAAGAAACAUCGCCGCUUAUGCUCAAGGCAGCGCAGAGCCUAGUGAGGGAGGGCGACCGAGCACUGAAGCGGAUCGAGCCGCUCUGCACUAAGAAUUUCGACGAAUACGGUGUAAACUUUGUCGAUGCGAUCAAAGAGAACGACGAAAUCGCGCAGUACCGAUCCGAACUAGAAGACUUAUUAUGGGACUUUGACGACUAUGUCGAACCCGACGAUUUCGAUCAAAGCAAGUUUGAGGAAUUACAAAAAGCCUCGAGAAAAGCUGCGCCGAAAAUCCUAGAUAUACUGAGACGAAUGAAACUAGUUGCGCCUGCACCUACGUCUGCACCAACGCGAAACUCAGUACGAUCCUCGUCUUCAAGAGGAGCGGCAUCAAGUGCCCCCGAUCAUGCUGAUAAUAAUUCACAUUAUGAACAAAUACCAACAAGUAUUGUCGUCGACCCUCCGGCGUCCUCAUCGACAGAUAAGCUGAUGGAAGAGACAGAGCUGCAACUGAGCAGCAUGAUGGGAGCGGUGGCAGGCCCCGACGAAGGUCUAGACGCAAACCUACCUCCUCGAUCUAUGAGCAGCGGCCUCAACCGAAGCAACUCGCACCGCUCUGAAGUAUCCGAUGUGACCUCGGACCCUCCGCCAAGACCUCCCUCUACUGACCCAUGGCGAGUCGGCUCAGCCCCGCCUGUCAGUCCCAUAGAGCAGCCAGGGGAAGCGGACCGAUGGGAACGUCGCCCCCCCGUACCGAGCGACUCCCCGACAAUUCCCCAAACACAACCGGUCAGUCCUGGUUCUCUUGCGACCCCCUUACGGAUUCGAAGCCGGAUCGACGAGCCUCUGAACCUAGCCCAGAGGGACGAAGAUGACCGGCGAAUGCGCGCGGCUUCACGGAGCCUCGGGACGGCUAGUGAUGGAUCUCGGUCUCCUGGGAAGAGCAAACGUUGGACUAACUCUACGCAGGGUUCAACGUAUAGGUCCUACAGCGGUUUUACUUCCGCCAACCGGUCGCCUGCUAAUGAGGGUUCUGGAUGGCCAGGGCAAUUCCAGGAUCCCUCGGCCAGUCGGUCGCCUUCGGAUACAUCUUCUGUUCUCGGACGCACACCCUCUAUCCCCGAGAACAGUGCGGUCACCACCCAAGGCCCACAAACUAGUCUCCCUCCCAUCCCCAACUUUCCGCCGAGGCAAACUUCGCUGGCGCCGAAACCAACAGGUAGUCGCCGCUCUACUCGCCACCCAUCAACAGAGUCUAUUAACAGCUCUGUUUUUGAUAUAGUCGAUUGUAUGGGUAUUGCGAACCCUAGCUCUUCGGCGGUCACACACAGAAACUCGAUACUAUCGGUAGAACCAGUUAGCCCUGGAGGACAACCGCCAGAGUAUAUCGGCCACCCUCCCGUAUACCAACGCAAUCCCAGCUUGACCUCAUCGAAUUAUGGCUCAAUUAACAACAAUUCAUCAUCUACUCUUACCGUCCGUCCUGGUGGAGUAUUAGGUCAACUUCCCGCAGGUAUGGACUCAGGCUUGAUCCCCGUCGAUAUGGAGGAUGGCUUAACGACGCCAGCACGGGAACCCGAUUGUACUAUAGGACCGUUCAGCUCUUUCUACAAGCUCAAAGGCUUCUGUAAGGGUGCUGAGGAAGUUAUGGCAGGUCGGCUAGGCUUCAAGAAAAUUAAACGACCCGUUGGUGGUUUCUCCAUGGCCGUUGUUGCGAAAUGCAACCACUGUCUAUUUGAGAUCGACUUUAAGUCAGUCGAGCAGGAUCUCAACAACGAUUCCUCUGGAAGUUUCACAUCUAAUUCUAUCGGCUUUCGAUUGCGUAUAUUGCAAAAGAGCCACUUGCAAAUCCGACAUGUGGAGGAACAACUUUACGGAUGCUUAUUCUGUAUCCAACAAGGAAAGACUACUGAAGAAAGCGACUCUACCGUGUUCUUCAACCAAAGUCAGCUAUUUGCUCACAUAGCGCGACAUCCUCGACCACUCCCCCAAAUCCCAGGUCUUACCGUAGUCGAAUCAACCGAUAUCCCACCAGCCUUCAGAGACAACUUUGACCUCCACCUACCACACCCACCUAUGCAAUCCGUCAUGACCGGACUCUCACGCGAGCUUUCUAGAUUACCCUCGGCUGUCGCAACGGAAACGAGGAAGAUCCAAAAUGGAGUUAUGCGCUCGCCCCCUGGUCGAGAACCGGUCCUCCACUACGCAGUCGGGGCCAAGAUAGUCGGAAUCGAGUUCCCUGCCAAGUACGAUGGGAAAUGGGGUAUCGGCUGGCAUGACGGAGUACGAGCCGCAUUCGAAGCCGACUCUGUCCAAAUUGAUGCCCCGCCGAAGAACGAAAUUAAGAUGCAGGGCACGAGCAACGUCCAAGCUGUAGCUCGAUGGAAGUGGAGUCAGAAAGGCGACGAGAAGUGGCUGAAGUUCGACAAGGGGGAUAUCAUUAAAAACAUUGGCUGGGCUUAUACGGACCACUGGUGCUGGUCUGGCACUACAUCAAAGGGCUGGGGAAUAUUUCCGCAGUCUCACCUCGAUCCCAAUUCGAUCAGGACUGUCCAACCUGGAGAUACAGCUAGCGUGUCGAGCUGGGAAAAGAAGGGACCGCUACGAUUCCAGCUCUCCUCCCUUCGAAAGAACGCGGACCGGAAAUUGAGUCCGUUCGGUUCAGUGACUCCCACUAGCGAGACGCCGCCCGUGCCUAGUCGAGCGGGUGUGUAUUAGUACUAGCCCACUUCCUCCUAGCUCCCCUUUGGGGUAACGAUAAAGAAACCAUUAAUCCCCCACGUGGGCUCCUUACGGAUUGAGAAUGUAGACAGAUAGCGUCGAUGAACUCGCGCAUCACCAUUGCUUUU
Messenger RNA from Hypoxylon trugodes, 3097 nucleotides. RefSeq lists its product as uncharacterized. The record is from RefSeq and is a predicted model, not a curated record. Bases 174 to 2966 code for a protein of 930 amino acids. The transcript has 6 exons. NCBI's taxonomy places the organism in Eukaryota, Fungi, Ascomycota, Sordariomycetes, Xylariales, Hypoxylaceae. Gene Ontology annotation, molecular function: protein binding.